Molecule: messenger RNA, 3421 nt
Organism: Callorhinchus milii (elephant shark)
Lineage: Eukaryota; Metazoa; Chordata; Chondrichthyes; Chimaeriformes; Callorhinchidae
Product: Zinc finger protein 706-like
Exons: 4
Coding region: 95-322 (75 amino acids)
Source: RefSeq, a predicted model, not a curated record
GGGGGUGAGGCGACAGACAGACAGACAGACGCACUGACCGAGGGGAGCGCGAGCAGCAGUGGGUGGUGGCGGCGGCGGGAGGAGUUUUUUAAUCAUGGCUCGUGGACAACAGAAGAUACAAUCCCAACAGAAGAAUGCUAAAAAACAGGCUGAGAAGAAAAAGGGAGGGUCUGAUCAGAAAGCAGCUGCAAAAGUAGCUCUUGUCCACACGUGCCCUGUCUGCAAGACACAGAUGCCAGAUCCUAAAACCUUCAAGCAGCAUUUUGAGAGUAAACAUCCCAAAUCUCCUAUGCCUCCUGAGUUGGUAGAUGUCCAGGCGUAAAAAAACAGUAAGGAUUUGGACCUAGAAUUCUAUGGACGUGAUGCACUGAACCUACUACACAAAGCCUGGAGAAGAUGAAGAAACGUUUAACUCUUCAAACUUUUCAUUUUCUACUUACUACUGAACUCUUGAUGUUUGUUCUGGGGAAAGAAGGAGGGGGGAGAUAGCCAAGGGAAAGAGAAAUGGGAGCAAAGGUUAUUUCAGACAUUACAAAGCUGCCGGUACCAGAGGAGGGCUUGGUGAGAAAGUGUCACUGAUUUCAUAGGCAGUUUUUACUGACCACUCAUUGCUUCAAAAACUAUCUGAUUAUUGCAAUACCAUAAUGUUAACAUCCUGUGGUGUAGGCCUGUAGUAAUCUUACAGCGACUCACGUGGACAGUUCAAGACCACUACGGGUCUGUCACUAAGAACAUUUCUCUCUUCACUGAUACGACUUAAGCAUAGUCCGGUUCGCUGUGUUAGGAUAUGUAUCCACUAUAUAGUCUGUGUUCCACCACAUGUUCGCCAUGCAGGAGAUAUUGAGAUAUAUUGGUUAAAUGUAACUUCUAUUGCGGUUGUAAAUUUCAAAGGCAGUAAUUGUGAGCAAUGCACAGAGGAUUCCGAAAAUGCCAAUAUGGUCUUUAUGUCUGGACAAAGAAAAUGAUUUUCUCAGAAUGAUUGCUGGACAAUUCAAAUUUAUGACCACUUCUGUCUUAAAAUUACUAUGUAUGAGGAAUGCUCGAUUACCCGAAAAUAGCAAGAUAUAUGCGAGCUCCAUGAAUUUUCUAUAGUAAAUUAUAUUGUAGCAUCCCUUAUAUUUCAAAUGAAGCAAACACUUGAAGGGGCAUUGACUCUCAAUACAUAAGCAUCAGUAAAUGGGUAAGUGUUUUAUGUUUACUGAUGACUUAAUGCGAUGGAAUCUUCCAGCCAUCUCCUUGCGGCUUCAGAAUGAACCUUUUACUGUAAAAUUGAUUAAUUCUGCUCCUUUCUUCCUGAUAAGUUUUUUUUUCUGACUAUUGGUCUAUAAACUAGGUCUUGCUUGAGUAUCUAGAAGUGUUUAUAUGUUUUUUUUUUGGGGGGAGGAAUGUUUUCGAGUAGAAAAGUAGAGAAAAGCAAAUGUUUCAAUUGGAGUUUCAAUAAAUUCCUGUUUUGGAUUGCAAUAACUGAGUUUCUCACCCUGCUCUACUCUUCCUAGUCCUGUAGUGCUAUUUAGGUUACCAAGUUCUAUAGCAAUCUUGCAUAAUGCAUUCAUAUACAAGCAGUAUUCUGUGAUUUAUCUGGAGCUCAAAUUGUAAUUUCUUUAAUAAAUAUAGAAGCUCACUUUCUUGUAACUGCAAUGGCUCAGAAUCUUUUUAAAUUAUCCCUUCUUAGUGCUGACUUCACAGUAAAAUUACUUGUUAAAUUUCUAAGAAGUUGCUGUAAUGUUUUCAUCAAAACAUUUUCUCUUUGGCUGUUGGUAAAGCCACUGCUUAGUGUCGAACCAAGCCAUGUUGACUUGGAAGGGCACAUAUUUGUUCCAAAUGCUGUGCCCUUGACUAAGAAAGGGGGAAAAAAAAUCAACUUGUGUUCCUAUUUCGCAUUCCAUUAAUGGGUUUGUUCUCGUUGAUGGGGACAGGAUCAAACCUAGCUCCAGCUCAUAUCUCACAUAUCCUAACUGUCACAGCUCCUCAGAUAACCAAUAGUUGUGUGUGAGACACUAAAAGAUGACUGAAGUCUGGGAUCAUUGCACAACAUGACAUUGAGAAGAGUUGGGGUGGGGGGGAAGAGGAAUAAAUAGUUAUAUUUCUGGAGCGGAUUGGUAUCUAGUCCAUGUAUUAUUUGGUGUUGCAUACUUAAAACAUUGAACACGAUUUCAGCUAAGACCUUACAUUAAAUGCUUUGUAGAAAUGUAAGUUAUUUGGCCUAUUGUGCCUGUGCCAUCAUGUUAGCAAUAUUGGAGCUACCUUAUUCCCUUGAAUACAACGUGCUGGUGAAAAUAGGAUUCAAAUAGGAAUUGUCUAAAAUGACAUUUUUGACGAAAGUUAAAAACAGUUAAAAAUGCAAUCUGUGUAAUCAUUAGUCAAGUUUAUCCGUUAAAGUACUCCGUUUUAGAGGCAUUUCUGGAAGUGGAUGCUCAUAUUGUCAAUUAUUAAGGAGGAGGGACAUUUUGGGAACAGUAAUUUGAACCAAAAAUACUCCUUCCUUCUCCUUUAAGAAUGUCUGUCUUUUAUUGUAACCUGUUUAAAAUAUUAUCGGUCAGGAAUAAAUAAUUGCACAGUGGUAGAGUGAUACGGUUAAUAUAUUUGCUAGAUAUAAUUUAAAUCAUUUCACUUUCAUUACUUAUCAUGUCAUGCCAUAUAAAUAUUACAUGAAUGUGGGUUCAAUUCCCUGUGGCAUCAAAAGUUGGAACAAAUGAAAAGCGAUUUCACCGAAAAUAUCCAUAAGAUUGGGGAAACUAUAUUUUGAAUAGAUAAACCUGAUUUGUUUAUUUUUCACACUAGUCAAAUUUCAGUUACAUUUUCAGAUUCAUUAGCAACAAAAUUGGUACUGACAAAUGCAUUUAAUUUUUUUCCUUUUCAGUAGCAUGCCCAAGUGGCCUUUAUUAAAUGGUUGCUAGUUUAUUGGAUUGUCACAGAUGAGCCUGGCAUUUAUCCUUGCCCAGCACAAUACCACAUUGUUUAGUGCACAUAUCUACUGAGACAUAUGGGGAGGGAGGGAGACAAGAGAGCUAACCAUUGGACCAUAAAUCAUUAUGAUCCCGUUUCAAUUUAUGUUUCAAUUUAUGUAAUAUUAAUGUGUUAUGUAGCUUGUAAAGCUCCAAUGAUACUUCAUAAGCAGCACCUAUAAUAUACUGCUUGUUCUCGGAACAUUAAUAAUGUAAAGAUGAGAAACAAUUGUUUUUGUAAAAUUCUGUUUUUUUUUCCCCAUAUACAAAAACUGAACAAUUAUAUUUCCUAUGGAUAAUGCGGAGGGGAGGGGAAGCAUCUGUUCUCUUAGUAGAUGACUACUGUGAGGUUGCAGGAGCUGUGCAAAGCAAAGCGGUUCAUAUUUUCACUUGUGUAUUUUCUUUUCGUCAGGUAUAUGUCAAUGUGUGAGAUUGGAAAUUUAAGUUAAUAAACAUAGAAUGAAGUAUGCAAUUAA